Molecule: messenger RNA, 3215 nt
Organism: Spodoptera litura
Lineage: Eukaryota; Metazoa; Arthropoda; Insecta; Lepidoptera; Noctuidae
Product: short-chain specific acyl-CoA dehydrogenase, mitochondrial
Biological process (GO): butyrate catabolic process; fatty acid beta-oxidation using acyl-CoA dehydrogenase
Cellular component (GO): mitochondrion
Molecular function (GO): short-chain fatty acyl-CoA dehydrogenase activity; flavin adenine dinucleotide binding
Source: RefSeq, a predicted model, not a curated record
CGUUGCAAUCUUACAACUUUAAUCAGUGUUUGGAUAAGUAUUUAACUGCAUCAUUAUAAUGAGAUUCAUUACAGUACUGUGUGUUACUCGGCUUGUUCGUUGACUUGAAACCCGUGACAUAAUUUCGGGAACAGGUUUUUGGAAGUUGGUGGUAUAAAGUAUGUUUGUGUGACCUUGCUCUUUAUCAUUAUCAUUCGUAUCGUAAUUCGAGCGUCAACUGUGAGUAUUGAGUUAGUACGUUUGGGCAGUUUCAGCGAUAUAACAUCAGUAUUCAGUUCUUAUCAGCAUUUAAUAAAAUGGCUACGAGAUCGCUCCUAAAAACUACAAAAUUAGGCGUUUAUUCAAGACAAUGUCUGAAGACACUGGGUCAGCAGCGUACCUUCACAACGAAGCUUACAGAACAGCAACAAUCCAUUCAGGAACUGGUCAGAAACUUUGCUCAACAGCAUUUAAAGCCUAAUGCAGCUAAACAUGACAAAGAAGCUCUGUUUCCAUUUGAACCUAUCAGACAAAUAAAAGAAAUGGGACUCAUGGGUGCGUGCGCCAGUGAAGACUACGGUGGUAUGGGCAUGGACUAUUUAUCUCUGGCAUUAGCAGUGGAAGAGCUGUCUCGCGGCUGCGCCAGUACCGGCCUGAUCGUCUCCAUACACAACUUCCUCUAUCUAAACCUGGUCAAUGAGAAGGGAACACCAGAACAGAAGGAGUUGUUCCUAAAGGACUUCACUCGAAACUGUAUUGGUUGCUUCGCGUUGAGUGAGCCAGGCGCGGGUACAGAUGUAGCAGGGAUAAGGACGAGAGCCAAGAAGGAUGGUGACUCCUGGAUCCUGAACGGCACGAAGCACUGGGUCACGAAUGCUCUGGAAGGCAAAGCCCUCGUUACUUUCGCUACAAUCGACCCAGAACUCAGGCACAAAGGACUUGCUUGUUUCCUGGUUCCCGUAGACACUGAAGGUAUUUUUAGAGGUAAAAAGGAACGCAUAAUGAGUGUCAGCACGUCUGACAGGGCGGCGACAGCGUGCACCGUAACGUUGGAAGAUGUCCGCCUUCCUGACAGCUACAUGGUGGGGCAACCUGGUGAGGGAUUCCGGAUCGCAAUGGAGCAACUCGAUCAGGCCCGUAUCGGUAUCGCCGCUCAUGCCGUUGGUAUUGCUCAAUCAGCGCUGGACACAGCUAUCUCCUACGCAAAGCAGAGGGUAGCAUUCGGCAAACCAUUGACCAGAGUGGCUUCUGUAAAGGACCGUCUAACAGAGAUGUGUAUGUUAGUGGAGACGGCUCGCCUCGUCACGUACCGCGCGGCCGUCGACGUCAGUACCAAGAACAGUGCGAUGGCCAAGUACAUUGCUGGAAGGAACGCCGCCGCUGUCGCAGACCACUGCGUACAAAUUCUUGGAGGACGCGGCCUGUCCGUCAAUUAUGACGGCGAACGGCAUUAUAGGGACGCAAGAGGUACACAGAUAUACGGCGGAGUGACAGACAUACAGAAGAGGCUUGUCGGCCACUUCCUACUAAAGGAACACGACGCCCUCUAAUCAUACUCAGUAACACACUCUAGUCUAGCUAAUACAGGACCUCUAGUAUACAGUAUCCAGCUAGUACUUCAAUCUGUCUCAUUUAUUGAAUUUUCGACUUUAUGUCAAAGUAAUAAAGUCGAAAAUCGAAUUAAGAAGAAUUGACAGAUAUGGGUAGGUUGAUCUGCUGGCCAGUUUUAUGUAGCUAACAGAAACAAUACUGUUUUUUUCUUAAUCGUAACCUCGAAUUCAUUAAGGAAAAUCUACAUUUGAAACCAUAGACUAAAAUUAUUUUUCUUAAAUAGAACCCGUGUUUUGGAUAAGGAAAAGUGUCAUGCUAUCUUUGUCCGUUGAAGGAGUCCUAAUGUAACUAACUCAAAUUGAGCGUUAUAUUUUUGAUGAUAUAAUAACCAUCGCCUUCUGUAUGAUAUGUUUUUCUAUUGAAUUCGAGGCUCUUUUACAUCGUUAGUUCCGCGGCUUUUGGCGGCUAAGUCACAAAUGUAAUAAUUACGUAGUUUCUUUUUAUGGCCCGUUUGAAUGAUACGAACUUAGGAUUUCUUUUCUCUGUCUAUUUUAAUAAAUAUUUGUGCCAAUAUCGAUUGUAUAUUUUAUCUUAAAUAUUUAAAUUUUCUUGCAUUAUGUUCGUUUCUUGUUUAUUGUUCAUUACAAUACUAUUUUUGUAUCUUGACACUCUUGUCAACUUUUUUCAUUAAAAUUUGAAUAGAUUUAUUUGGAACGUAUACAAUUUCGGCAUAAUACCUAUAAUUAAAAGACUUAAAAGGCUAAUUUAUCAAAAUCAUAUUGUUGUAAUUAAUUAAAAAUAUUUUAAAAUCAUAAUAAUUAUUGUAUCGUAUUUUCGAGUACAACUGUAAGAUGAAAUAACCAUGAAUAGUAGAAAUGUCGGAAUACGAAAUAUUCAUCACGUUGAAUCAUUUGGUCCAAUACUAUAAAGAAUAUAGGAAUCUGGAAGAUAUCCAAAUAAUUGCAACAUACAUAGUGUCGAAACUAUAAUUAGUCGAAAAUCCACUUAAACCGCCAUAAAAUAAUUUUAUUGACGACAGAAAUGCGCUUCUAGCGUUAAUGACUAUAUGGCUCUUACAGUUGUUAUCUCAAUCGUAAUAUUAAGGGCAUCGCAUUUAUAAACGUAACCGUAGACAAUAUAACGUACUUAAAUGGAACACAUUCCAUUUUUUGAAUUUUCAAACGAGUAUUGUUCGUUGUGGUGCUAACUUGCUAAGAUUGUUUUUUUUUCGUAGCUUUUUUGUAGACGAUGAAACUAUUUGGUUUGUACUUAUUUUUUUUAGCUUUGUUAUGAACUUGGUGCGGUAAGAAUUUAUUGUUGUUGACUUGUUUACGUUCUUAUGGCUUUAUAAAUAAGGUUGAAUGUAGUUUUGUACUGUUUUCAUUGGCCGCAUAUCGUUGACCUUUUCUUUGUGGUUUGAGUUGAUGGAAUUACCAAGGGACUGAUUUAGCAUAAAUGCAAAUAGUACAACUGUUGAAUAUUGUGUCUAUCGCAUAAUAAAUAAGUAUAUAAAUUAUAUGUUAUACUAUCCUGUUGUAUAUAAUUUAUAGGGGCCAGUAUAUAAUACGUAAACUACUUAAGUUUAAAUGUUGGUUAUAUCAAAACACGAGUCUUCGCAUAAAAUAAGAAAUAAAAUGUUCAAUAUUAUUAUUUCGUAUUGUACUGUUAUUUUAAUAAAAAUAUAU